Messenger RNA from Schizosaccharomyces cryophilus OY26, 1290 nucleotides. Its product is annotated as YjeF family protein. NCBI's taxonomy places the organism in Eukaryota, Fungi, Ascomycota, Schizosaccharomycetes, Schizosaccharomycetales, Schizosaccharomycetaceae. Gene Ontology annotation, cellular component: mitochondrion. The record is from RefSeq and is a predicted model, not a curated record. The transcript is spliced from 4 exons. Gene Ontology annotation, molecular function: NAD(P)HX epimerase activity. The coding region runs from base 289 to 1029 and encodes 246 amino acids.
UAUAUAUGUAAGAAUAGAAAGAAAACAAAAGAAUCUCUUCGUUAGUUUUUCCUUUUAUUUUUUUUUUAGUCGUUUUUUUCUUUUGUAAAAAUUAGGUGUUAUCCUCUUGAGUUGCUUUUAUUCACCAUGAGAUCAUUGACGAAUAUUUCAUUUUUUUCGGUAUGACUAAAAAUUCCAUUGACUUCAUUUGAGUUUCUGUUGAAGUUUCUUUUAUAAAAAAGCCCCAGUCUUCUCUCUCUGACUGCCAACGUUAGGUCUGUUCAUUCAAUACUCUUUUAUUCAAAUAAAAUGACAGGAAAACCGGCUAUUUCAUUACUCAGUGCAUCUGUUGCGAAAGCCCUCGACGGAGAGCUUAUGUCGACUGGAGCCUUUUCCGUAGAUCAACUCAUGGAAUUGGCUGGUUUGUCAGUUUCUCAAGUUGUAUACCGUGAAUAUCCCUCUUCUAGUCAUGCCAAAGUACUUGUCUGCUGUGGUCCUGGAAAUAAUGGAGGCGAUGGUUUAGUAGCUGCUCGACAUCUAUGGCAAUACGGCUAUCAACCAACCGUAUAUUAUCCGAAGCCAUCGUCACCAGAUCUGUACAAGCGACUUUGCAAACAACUUGAAGACCUUGACAUACCCAUCCAUACUACCCACAAUUCCAAGAUACUUCAUCAACUUCUUGGUCAGUCUUCUCUGGUAGUGGACUCUUUAUUCGGGUUCAGCUUUAAAGGACCUGUUCGUGAGCCUUUUGGUGAGAUUAUCUCUGCUAUUGUUGAUUCAAAGCUUCAUGUAGUCUCUGUCGAUGCUCCGUCCUCCUGGGAAAUUGACGAAGGUCCUCAAAAAGAAGGCCCUAUGAAAAAUUUCAAUCCAAAUGUUUUGAUUUCCCUUACUGCACCCAAGCCUUGUUGCAAUUUCUACAAGGGUAAGCAUUACCUGGGCGGUAGAUUCGUUAGCAAAGCCAUCAAGGACAAGUAUCACUUGCAAUUGCCCUCCUAUCCUGGAAUGGACCAAAUUGUGGAUAUUACGGAUCAGCCCUUAGCUACAGUAUAAAGCUCUUACUGCCCUUGGCAACCUUUUUUGUCUCAAGCCCAGUCAUGUUCCUCAUUUUAUGAUUAUAAUUACAUACAAUAGCUUUUUUUAAAAUUUCUAAUGUUGAUAUGUUGUUUUUACUGAAGGUUGCUUCUUUAUAGCGAAAAGAACAUGUGCUCAAACUAAGGUACAAAUUUCACAAUUUAGUUGCAUUCCAACACUACAGAAUAAAAUAAUCAACAUUUUUCCAAAAUUUCGUUUUCAAAAUGGACCACUGACGAC